This is a messenger RNA of Labrus mixtus (cuckoo wrasse), 6693 nucleotides long. RefSeq names its product AT-rich interaction domain 4B (gene arid4b). The transcript has 24 exons. Bases 623 to 4489 code for a protein of 1288 amino acids. Gene Ontology annotation, cellular component: nucleus. The record is from RefSeq and is a predicted model, not a curated record. Gene Ontology annotation, biological process: regulation of transcription by RNA polymerase II. Lineage: Eukaryota; Metazoa; Chordata; Actinopteri; Labriformes; Labridae. Gene Ontology annotation, molecular function: transcription cis-regulatory region binding.
AAUGUUCUCCACCCUGUGUGCUCAUGCUGCGUUUGGGUGCUCCUCGGAUGAUUCAGUUUGUCGGGUUAGGAAGUCGUGAACGUCACUAUGGUUGUUAAAUUGUACUUCUGGAACAGUUUAGACCCCGUUUGGAAUUUGAGUGCAGCUAUUUAAUGUCACUAGUUGACUUGUUGUUUCGACAUCAGACACAGUUAAAACCAUUUCACUAACGGAACCUGAUUCUUCCCCAAUUAUCCCCACACCACGUAAAUGCGGGGUCUCUUUGUACACCUUACCAUGGAUAUUUUACUCCCGGAUCCGCCAAUCAUCUCCUGCUGAGGCGUUUCGUUUCACGUCGGCGUCCAAUGAACGAGCGUAGUUUCAGCGGAGGCGGGCUCAUAUCACCUGUCAAUCAUUCCAAAGAGGCGGGGAAAGGAUCACAGAAAGAGCUAAGCUAGACGAGCUACUCUGCGAAAACGACUUUUACCCGUCCGCAUCCGACGACGUUAAAACCUGUCGGAUUUCUUACAUAAAUGCUCCUAUGGAUUAUUAAAACACUUUCGUCGAAGAACAGGACUGUUUCUCAACUUGACAGCAUAGCCUCUGCUUCAUCCCACUGGUCACCUGGAGGACUCAUAGAGAGAUGAAGACUCUGGAGGAGCCCCCCUACCUGACCGUGGGGACGGAUGUGAGCGCCAAGUACCGAGGGGCUUUCUGCGAGGCCAAGAUCAAGACUGCCAAGAGGCUCGUCAAGGCCAAAGUGACCUUUAAACCAGAUCUGUCCACGGCAGAGGUUCAUGAUGACAGCAUCAAAGGACCUUUAAAGGUGGGCGCUGUCGUCGAGGUGAAGAAUCAGGACGGAGUUUACCAGGAGGCCACAAUCAAUAAGCUGACGGACGCCAGUAUAUAUACUGUUGUGUUUGACGACGGCGAUGAGAAGACCCUGAGGCGUUCAUCUCUGUGCCUGAAAGGAGCGCGUCACUUUGCAGAGAGCGAGACCCUCGACAGACUCCCUCUCACUAAUCCCGAGCACUUCGGCACACCUGUCAUCGGCAAGAAGGGAAACCGCGGCCGCCGGUCGAACCCAGUUCAAGAAGAGGAGCUGUCGUCGUCCUCCAGCGAGGAAGAGGAGAGCGAUCAGCGGCAGAACGAGGAUCUGCUCGGUAAAGUGGUCUGCGUGGAGGGGGUCGUCACCGGGGACAAGAAGAAGACCACGUGGUACCCUGCUCUGGUCAUCUCCCCAGAUUGCCAUGACGACGUGACGAUGAAGAAGGACAACGUCUUCGUCCGCUCGUUCAAGGACGGAAAAUUUUACACCGUGCUGAGGAAGGAUAUCCGUGAGAUCAACAGCGACUGUCCCCCGAAAGCCGACACAGCGCUCAAACCAGCGCUGGACGCAGCUUUGGAGUUCUCGCUGCACUUCGUGGUGCCGAGCGCCUGGAAGACAGAAGUGAAGGAGGAGAGUUCCAGCAGCGAGGACGACGACGAGGAUGAAGAGGAGGAGCAGGAAGAAGACGCCAAGGGCGAGGAGGAGGAGGAGGAAGUGGAGCCGUUCCCAGAAGAGAGGGAGAACUUCCUGCAGCAGCUCUACAAGUUCAUGGAGGACCGAGGAACCCCCAUCAACAAGCGGCCCGUGCUGGGCUACAGAAACCUGAACCUGUUCAAGCUCUACAGACUGGUGCACAAACUGGGAGGCUUCGACAAUAUUGAGAGCGGCUCCGUUUGGAAGCAGGUCUACCAGGAUCUGGGAAUCCCGAUCCUCAACUCAGCCGCCGGCUACAACGUCAAAUGUGCUUAUCGCAAGUACCUGAACGGGUUUGAGGAGUACUGCACGUCCACCGCCAUCACCUUCAGGAUGGACCUCCCUCUGAAGCAGGGCCCAAAGGGGGAGGUGAAGUCUGAGGGGGAGGGGGGAGGAACAGCUGCUACACCCUCUGCUUCUGAAGAGCAGAAACCCCAGGAGGACGGAGAACCAUGUUCAUCUGUAAUAUCUGUAACAUCUGUAACAUCCGUAGUCUGCAAGGAAGAGAAACCCGACCAAAACAAAACCGAGUCCGAACCAUCACAGACGGACGAGGGCAAGAAGAGCGACAACGAGGAAGAGGACGAGGAAGAGGAAGACUCCCUGCUGAAGGGAGACGCGGACGAGGGCUCGUCGACGGCUCACCUCGGAGCAGAGAGCGUGAAGCAGGAGUGCGAGGAGGAGCCGGAGAGCAAGGACAACUCUGGGGAUGACAGCAGUCAGGAAGGUCAGGAAGGGGAGGAGUUUGAGUGUUACCCCCCGGGGAUGAAGGUGCAGGUGAGGUAUGGGCGAGGCCGCAAUCUGAAGACGUACGAGGCCACUGUGAAAGAGGCAGACGUGGAGGGGGGAGAGGUGCUCUACCUGGUGCACUACUGUGGCUGGAACGUCAGAUACGAUGAAUGGAUCAAAGCGGAUAAGAUCGUGCGUCCGGCCAAUAAGAACGUACAAAAAAUAAAACACCGCAAAAAAAUAAAGAACAAGGCGGAGAGGGAGCGCGAGCGUCUGGAGAGGCUCACUGACAGAGAUGUGCUCGGCCCGCCCAACCGCCUCCCACGCACCAAAAACGGCCUGAGUCAGGAUGUGUUUUCCAAGAUGGACGAGGGUGAGGACAAAGGGACUCAGCAGUCUCCCGUCAAGUCUAUAGAAAUUACUUCUAUCCUCAAUGGCCUGCAAGCCUCCGAGGUGUCCACAGACGAGAGCGAGCAUGACGACGACGAGCACAAUGAAGAGGAUCACCCGGGCUGCAGAGGCAGAAAGGCCCCCGAGCCCCCACAGACCUCAGAGCGCUGGGAGAGCAGCCCCCCCCCCGAAGGACCCAAACCCCCCCCAAACUCAGGAAAGAACCUCGACCCGGCCGCGGCGGAGAGCUCGGACGCCGGGAAGCGAAGGAGCCAACCCGAGUUAGAGGGAGAGGCGAGCAGCCGGAAGAGGAAGUCUGACCCUGCAGCAGAGAGACCCCCUAAAGGACAAUCCAAAACCAAGACCAGGAGCACCCGGAGCGCCGACUGGCUCCCCGCCGGAUCUCCACGAGCGCCCGCUCCUCCCGGGGACGAGAGCAGUAGCUCAGACGACGAAGGCACCGCGGCGACCAAGUCUCAGGCGGGCGAGAGCGAGCGCAGUCGGCCAAAAAACAAAGGUCCCCCUUCAAAGAAGUACAACGGGAUGAAGGAGAAGAGCAAAGCGGGCCGACAGGCGGGAUUCUGGGAGAUUCCUGAAAAAAGAGCGAAACCAUCGGGACCCGUGGAGGAGCGGCCGGCGGUCCGCUCCAAAGGUCAGAAGGACGUGUGGUCCAGCAUCCAGGCGCAGUGGCCCAAGAAGACCCUCAAAGAGUUGUUUUCUGACUCGGACACGGAGGCCAACUCACCGCCACCUCCCAUGCCCUCGUGUCUGGAGGACCCGAGCGGCGAGCAGGGCGGCGGCCCGGAGGACGAGGCGUCAGAGGAGCCAAUGGAGAACGACAAACUGCAGGAGUUCCCGAGCAGCGGCAGCAACUCUGUGCUCAACACGCCGCCAACCACGCCCGAGUCCCCGUCAGGAGGAGGCAGCGCCGUGGAGGACGCCCCUCAACCGCCGCCCGCCUCCCCGCCACCAACGCUGCCCCCCGCCUUGCCUUCAGAGCCGCUUUCUGACGCCCUCCCCCUAGGACCGCCACAGGAGGAAGCAGCUGGCGGGCGCAGCGAGACGGACAGCAGCACGGUGGAGGUGGAGAGUCUGGGCGGCGAGCUGCACGACCUCCCCCAGGACGAGGGCACCGCCUCCCCCUCCAAGGUGUUCGACGUCAGCCUGUCGUGUAACAGCAGCAGCAGCUGCAGCAGCCAGCAGGACGGCGAGCACAAGUCCAAAGCGUCUGCCAGUCAGAAGCGUCAGAAAGAAUCUCAGGCCGCCGCCGCCACUGCCGCCGCCACCGCCGCAAAGAAACACAAACCAAACCGCAAGAGCCUCGGCGUGCCUCCCAAGAAGAACAGGAAGUCAGCCAACAGCAGCGACAGCGAGGACCAGUCCGUGGUCGAGACCAUCGCCAAACCAACGGCGCCUAAGAACAGCACGCCAGACGUAAAGACCGCCGCUUCGCCUAAAUGUCACGGACGAUCUCCUCCCUCGAGCCAUAAGUACCACAAGCAGAGCGACGGCGAGCACCGAGACAGCCACGGGAGAUCUCCUCGUGUUUACAAGUGGAGCUUCCAGAUGUCCGACCUGGAGAAGAUGAGCAGCCUGGAGAGGAUCUCGUUCCUUCAGGAGAAGCUGCAGGACAUCAGGAACCACUACCUCUCCCUCAAGUCUGAGGUGGCGUCCAUCGACCGGCGGCGGAAACGCAUGAAGAAGAAAGAGCGGGAAAGCACCGUGGCUGCUUCCUCUUCCUCCUCCUCCUCGUCCUCGCCGUCCUCCAGCUCGCUGACCGCAGCCGUCAUGCUGACGCUGGCCGACCCCCCGGUGUCCUCCUCGUCGUCCUCGUCUCAGAACUCUGGUGUUUCAGUGGAGUGCAGGUGACAGGACGGAGACUAACACGCCGCACUAAGCACUUAACCAGCAGCCGGGGCCCCGCCCCUUCUCCCCUCCGAUUGGACGGACGAGUUGACCUGCAGACUCUUAACUACUGGGGCACAAAAACCAGACCAGAGACAAAUCGAGAAACAAGCACUAUUUUCUAUCUUCAACUGUUUCCUCUGCACGCUGACUGACGUGGAGGAAGACGCUCGUUUGUCUUUUAGUGCUUACUGAACAUUUCUAAGAAUUGUUUUUGCGAGCAAUAAUUUGUUUCCAUUUGAUGAAGUAGUUCUGCUGGGGGAUGAUUCCAGUCUGUGUGCUCAGCGCCGUGCAGUCUGAGCUCGCCGUGUCACCGCGAGGCGUUCGAGGAACACUGGCAUCGAGGACGCAGGAAAUGUGACCGUGCCACGUGUCUCUGUCCACACUCAGUCAAAAGAAGACGUGUUACCAUAGCAACAGCAGAGAGGGAAAUGUCUCCCACACGGCUGAAACACAGAAUCAGACACCGACCGGCACAGGAAGCUGCUCUCUGUACAGGAAGCUGCUCACAGGAAGCUGCUCUCUGUACAGGAAGCUGCUCUCUGUACAGGAAGCUGCUCACAGGAAGCUGCUCACAGGAAGCUGCUCUCUGUACAGGAAGCUGCUCACAGGAAGCUGCUCACAGGAAGCUGCUCUCUGUACAGGAAGCUGCUCACAGGAAGCUGCUCACAGGAAGCUGCUCUCUGUACAGGAAGCUGCUCACAGGAAGCUGCUCACAGGAAGCUGCUCUCUGUACAGGAAGCUGCUCUCUGUACAGGAAGCUGCUCACAGGAAGCUGCUCUCUGUACAGGAAGCUGCUCACAGGAAGCUGCUCACAGGAAGCUGCUCUCUGUACAGGAAGCUGCUCACAGGAAGCUGCUCUCUGUACAGGAAGCUGCUCACAGGAAGCUGCUCACAGGAAGCUGCUCUCUGUACAGGAAGCUGCUCACAGGAAGCUGCUCUCUGUACAGGAAGCUGCUCACAGGAAGCUGCUCUCUGUACAGGAAGCUGCUCACAGGAAGCUGCUCACAGGAAGCUGCUCUCUGUACAGGAAGCUGCUCACAGGAAGCUGCUCUCUGUACAGGAAGCUGCUCACAGGAAGCUGCUCACAGGAAGCUGCUCACAGGAAGCUGCUCUCUGUACAGGAAGCUGCUCGGGUUAGGGUUUGUUUGUGUGAUGAUGUCAUCAUUAAUUAACUGAGCUGUGAACGAGCGGUGUGGGAACAUCUCUGCUUCAUGUAAACAAAGCUGCUCACGUGGUGGGCGGGGCUCUUCACAGGUGUUUAUGGGCGGGGUUUAGGACCAUCUACUCGAUGGUUGAACGUGGAAUGAUACUGUAGUGCCUUUUCGUUACCACGGGGCAUUCUGAGGACGGACGCCACUUUUUAAUCCUGAUCCUCGUGUCCAAUCAGAGGCUCCUCAGAAACCACUGGAUGCGGCGUGGGCGAGCGGCGUGGGCGAGCGACGUGGGCGAGCGGGCCGACAGUCUGAUGGGUUUUAUCAGUUUUUAAGGCGAGCUGGAUCACCUGACUCACCUGAAGUCGACUCGUCAGCUCUUCGUGUCGUCAGUCUUUAAAAACAUGUUUUCCUGUUUUGGUCGAUGACAUCAUGAACAGCUGACUCUCUUAAAGCGACAGUAGCCGUACGAAGACGCUGAAUCCAGUGUUUCAACAACAUGAACUUUAUUCACUCAUUAUCUGCAUCCAUUUCCUGUCUCAUCCCUACCAAAAUAAAAGUCUGGUUGUGUUCUGUGAGCUGAACAUCUUGUAAAUGUUUCUCUGUACAGACCUCGCUGUACCACGAUGUAACUGUUUGCUUUUGUUCUACAUUUGUAUAUUGAGCCGUGUUUGAGCUAUUUAAUAAAUAACGUGUACGUUCGUGUACAGGUUGAAGUGUAGUUAGUGUGUAAAUACUGAGAGUGACAGCAUGUUUCCUGAUGUUUCACUUCUUUUACGUUCUUUUUUAUUUCUUGUUUAGUUUGUUUUUGGAGCUCGUUGGAGGACGGCGAUGUUUGGAUGCUGAAGCUGUAUGAAAACUUUAAAGGUCAUAGAAGAAGAGAGUAAAGGAGCUCGUUGAUGAAAUGAUAGUAUUUAUUAGGCUCAUCUGAUGAUGGUCGAUGUGUAAUUUAUUGUAAAAAUGUAAGCAAAGCAGAAGCCUCUGUUUGAAAUAAAUGCCAUAGUUUGUGAAGUA